Plectropomus leopardus (leopard coralgrouper) is the source of this 2515-nucleotide messenger RNA. RefSeq names its product septin 9b (gene septin9b). Gene Ontology annotation, molecular function: GTP binding. The record is from RefSeq and is a predicted model, not a curated record. Lineage: Eukaryota; Metazoa; Chordata; Actinopteri; Perciformes; Serranidae.
AGAAAGUUUGGAUUUCUUUUUUUUAUAAACUUUUGUUUUGGAAUUUGUUCAGAUUUAACAGGGAGCCACUCUAGAAAGAAAAAUAAGUAUUUUUGUAUGAAAAAAAUGUCUGAUUCUGGAGUCAAUCCACACUUGGAGGGAAUUAUUUCAGAUUUUGAAGCUCUGAAGAGGUCCUUUGAGGUGGAGGAUGUCGACACUUCAUCUCACCUGUCCCCCGGCUCCCGUCGGACAACCAACUCCCCUCACCGUAACGCCAUGUCUCCAACCAGCAUCUAUUACCGCGACCUGGGCACUGCCGCCCCGGCCACCAACAACAACAACCUCAACUAUACUCAACCCCGCUCCAUCAUGGGUGGAGGAGGCUCCAAGACCCCCGAGCCUGUGUCUCGCCGCUCCGAACUCUCCAUCGACAUCUCUUCUUCCAGCAAGCAGAUGGAUAACGUCACCAGCCCCGCUUCCACACGCUUUGCCACCAACAGCGCCCUGAAACGCCCUGAAGUCCUGGGCCACUCCAAGACCCCCGAGAUGAGCCACAAGAGGGAGGUCACUUUUGCCAAAACACCUACUGAUUCCCCAGUGAUUCGCCGCAACGAGGGCAACAAUAACAAUGGCACCAGCCGGAUGCCUGAGCAGAAUCACACUCGCAAGUUUGAGCCUCCUAGUCCAGGAGAUGUCCGUAAACCUGAUAUCAGCAUCACCAGAGCUCCCCCAGAAAACAACGGCCACCAUCCUGCAGUGCACCACCCGCACCACCCCAACCCUCACCACAACACCAUCGUCACCACCUUCCGCUGCUCCUCGCCAAGUCAUGGACGAAAAUCCCCCAACCCUGACAGGUCAGAGGUCAGUCUGAGCCACAGCAACAUGUCGGAGUCCGCCAAGCCCCACCACCCCAACCCACAAGGUAAGGGGGACAAGACCCAUGGCAGUGACUUCAGUUACGUGGGCAUUGAUGCCAUCCUGGAGCAGAUGAGGAGGAAGGCCAUGAAGCAGGGCUUUGAGCUCAACAUCAUGGUUGUGGGGCAAAGCGGCCUGGGGAAGUCCACUCUGAUGAACACCCUGUUCAAAUCCAAGGUGAGCCGUAAGUCGGUGCAGCCCGACCCCGAGGAGAGGAUCCCUAAGACCAUCGAGAUCAAGUCCAUCAGUCACGAUAUUGAGGAGAAAGGUGUGAGGAUGAAGCUGACAGUAAUUGACACUCCGGGCUUUGGGGAUCAGAUCAACAAUGAAAACUGCUGGCAGCCCAUCAUGAAGUUCAUCAACGACCAGUAUGAAGCCUACCUGCAGGAGGAAAUCAACAUCAACAGGAAGAAGAGAAUCCCAGACUCCAGGGUGCACUGCUGCAUAUACUUCAUACCUGCCACAGGCCACAGUCUGAGGCCCCUGGAUGUGGAGUUCAUGAGGCGUCUCAGUAAAGUGGUCAACAUCGUCCCCGUCAUUGCCAAGGCUGACACACUCACCCUGGAAGAGAGGGACUUCUUUAAACAGACGAUUAGGGAAGAGCUGCGAGCCAACGGAAUUGACGUUUACCCUCAGAAAGAGUUUGACGAGGACGCAGACGACAGGAUGAUCAAUGACAAAAUCAGGGAGAUGAUCCCCUUUGCUGUCGUGGGCAGUGACCAGGAGUACCAGGUGAACGGAAAGAGGAUUCUGGGAAGGAAAACAAAAUGGGGCACCAUAGAGGUUGAGAAUAUUGCACACUGUGAGUUUGCGUACCUGCGAGACCUCCUCAUCAGGACACACAUGCAGAACAUCAAAGACAUCACAGGCAGCAUCCACUAUGAGACAUACCGUGUCCGCCGGUUAAAUGAAUCCAACGCCCAUUUCAGCUCACACCCACCCGACCAUCCUGCUGCUCAGCCGAAGGCCAACGGUCAGCCCGAGGAGCAGCCCAGCGCGCCACAAGCCAACGGAGUGGCUGCUCAGCACGAAGCCCUGUCCCACGAGAUGUAGAGUCAGUGCAGAUAUCAGGACACAGCCAGGCACCAAAACACACACUCGCACAUGUAUUCUGUUUACAUGAACAAAUCCCACAUGCACACAAACACACAUUCAUGCUGUGAAGCCCAUUUUUAAAGAAGGACUUUUUUUUUUUUACCAAAAAAAAAAAACUACCUGAUCCACAAGUUAUAAGACACAUGAGAAAAUGACUAAAUACCAACAUUUUCCUUCAUGAGGGUGAUUUUUUUUAUAACAAUUUUUCCAUCAUUGCAAUUCUAAGCAAAAUCAUGUUUUCCCUGCAGAUCCACAUACUGUAAAGAAACCCUUUGUUUCUCCGUCUCCCUGACUGCACUAUGCAAUCUACAUUCAGGAUGUUUAACCCUUUGAAACCAGGAGUGACGUCACUUCUCUCGUGCUGCUUUCAGAUGCCUUUAAGUUUUCAACUUUUGAACUCUGAGAAAAUUGGUGCAAUUUCUGUCAAAAACUUGUGAAAAAGGGGCAAUGAACAGCUCAGUAAGAAAUUUUCCAAAAAUAAAUAAAAUUAUGUUGCAGAAUAAGCAUAUAUUUUUAAGCACCU